AUGGGUUACCCAGCUUCCAAUAUAUCACGUUCGACUAUUCGAAGAGGAACUGCCACAAACAACAAAAGGACGUCCAAUAGAUCCACAAGUCCUGCUCUUGUAUAUGAUUAUGCACUACGCUGUGCCUUUAUUGUCUGGUUUGAACAGGCAAAAAUGAAAGGCAAGAAGCGUCAUUCGUUUUAUAUGGCCUUGGUAGAAGCUGGAAGAAAAGAUAGACUACAGCCAGAAGUGAUAAGAAGCUUGAGUCAUAAACUAGAGACUAUUUAUGCUGAACGUGACAUAUCGAGACCCGAAUACUUGAACACAACAUUUCGUGCGGUAUGUAAAUCAUUCAAGGACAAAUUAAACGAAUCUCGGUGCAAGUCGAUAAGUGACUUGGCAGACAUGUUAAUGCAUAUAUACGACACCAAAGAAUUUCAUGCUGUCAUCGUAGAUAUCAUCGUACAAACAGUUCAAGAAGUGACGCCCCAUGUCGUUGCACAGGACCUACUCGAGAAGCUAUCUGUCAAAACAACUCAAAAUAAGAGAACAAGUGCAGUUGACAUGUAUUCCAUCGAGAGUUUUCCAAUGGUUAAUCACGUCAAGGAAUUGUUUAGAGUGCAAGAAAAAGAGCAUCAAAGCAAGCUGAAUGAAUUAGCUGUCAUCUGCACAAAGACGGCUUUAUUGCGUGACUUGAAGCAAGCUAUCCAUAGUAUACAUAUAAAUCAGUCAUGGGUCAAGAAGGAUGAUUUUGAAAUUGUUGGAGCGUACGAGCAAUGGCAAAAGAUGGAAAUAAAACAACUUACCGAAAGAAUGAAUACGAUUAUCCAAAUGUAUCCAGAUAUAUCGCUUGGUUCCUUACAGACAGAUAAUGAAGGCAUAUCCGAUUUUCAUGAUGACCACUUUACCUUUAUACCCAAGUAUCCAAAGGAUUAUUUCCGUUAUCUGAUUAAUGCCUGUAUUGACUAUAACAGAACUUAUAACAUUCGACCAUCCCAUUUACUUUCGGAAGAGUCUGAAGAUUUGCUCAAAGAGUGCUGGAAGACAUGGAGAUUAUCUUGGCCGUUUCGGGCUGCCAUUUAUUUAAACUCUGUCAAGGCAAUGCUUCCGAAUCACAAUAUUGGUAUAGACCAAGUAAAGGAAUCUAUAAAGACACUUGAACGAGUUGUAAAAGAUCAUCCAAUCGAGCUUUGGGCAACAUCAGAUUCUAGUUUUGUCAAGCGCGUACUGAUUGGUUUAAACAAUGCUUUAAUGCAUGAACUAGCAAACGAGCUAAUUGAGUAUUGGAAUAUUAGUCAUAUAUUGGUUGACGAUAUGAUAAACUUACUAGAUCGAGUGGCUGCUAUUAAUGCAUCCAUAGGCAACGACUACAACCAAUCAAAUGAUAUAUUGCAACUAGAACAAACUAUCAAGGGAGCGGCGAUUGAACGAUGGGCAUAUAUCGAAAAAUCAGCCAAGCGUCCAGACAACGACUUGCAAACACUCGUUUCAAUGACUAGGAUGUUGAAUGAAGAGUUCACCUCACUUAUUGAUAAAAGAAUCGAUCACAUCAAAGUGGUUGGUUCUCCACCAUUCCUAAGCAUCAUCAUGGAAGGACAAUUACCCUACUUUGCUUUGGAGAUGGAGAACUGGCUAAACUCUCCUUGCUCAAGAACUAGCUCGCUUGAGGAUGUCCUUGAACUUUACCGAGAGAUAUUGAAGCUUAACAACACGUGUUCCGCAUAUAGACUGAGAGACAAGAUAAUAAAGGUAGACUCUUGGUUCCUUUGUCAUGUCAAACGCUGGUUAAAUAGCAUCAAGGAGUCUUCUAUUCACUGGGUUGAACGCGCCACAAGUACCGAUUUUGCCAUGGAUGACCUCUUCUGCAUCUUUCAUAACGCGAUCAAGUUUAUAAAUGACUUGCAAUGGCCAGACUACCUCCAGUACUGCAUGUUUAUUACAUGUUUAUCAAAGAUCAACAGUGAAGCGAUAUGCAGCUAUUGCAAAAUGAUCGAGAUGCAAAUGAAAUCAACGUUAUCCAUGGAAGAAACGGAACGACUAGCCAUAUCAGAGACGUCUAUUUUUGGCAUGGCAAAGCAUCAUUUGUUGGGUGACAAGACGCUAUCAAGGGGCCCCUUACAUGUUCAUUCAGAGCUCUGUGUUAAAUUAAACCAAAUAGAAACUGCUCGUAAAAGACUAGACGAGCUGUAUCAGUCCAUGGACGGAGGUAAACUGGCACAGUACAUGAGAGCCACUAUGUCAGAAGAGCAUCAUACAUCCCAGACAAGUCAGUACUCUAUAAAAGUCAUUCGUGCAGAGAAUCUACAGCCUAUGAAUCGAAAUGGCUUGAGUAAUCCAUAUGUGACGCUUGAGAUCGAUAACCAGUGUAUGCUUAAAACGAAUACCGUCAGUAACUCACUUAAUCCUUGGUGGGAUCAGGAAUUUACAAUAGCAACAAAGAACGGAGUGGAUGUUUUGGCUAUUGUACAUAGCGAAGGUAUCUUGGCAGCCGAUGAUGAAUGCGGAAGUGUUUGGUUCAAGCUCUCUCAGGAGUUGUUUGGAGACUUUCAAGUUCAUGAACUCAACUUGUCGUUAUCUCCUCAAGGACAGCUCAUGCUCAGAGUAAGUAUGGAUGGCGAGAAAAACGAUAUUCAAUUCUGGUUUGGAAAAUCCUUUCGUGCUCUUAAACAGUCUGGGAAUGAUAUAGCUGAAUAUAUGGUCAAUCAGAUGGCGCCUUAUAUCCAACAAUACUUAUCACGACAAGUGUUAAGUACGCUUUUAAAGAAAGAAAAAAGCAUAUUCCUGGCAUUUAGUCGAGCGCCUUUAAAGAAUACAAUGGGACCCACUAUUCAUGAAUGCGAAAACGUCAUCGUACCUCUCAUCAGCUACUUGGAAAGCAAUCUAAAGAUAUUCUUUGAUAACUUAUCCGACUCAAAUAUGCAAUCUGUCGCUCUCAAAUUAUGGAAACAGAUCCUUUCCUGUCUAGAGAGCAUACUUUUACCACCACUCUCUGAGCAUAUCUCAGAUAUACCACCCUUGGAUAUCUAUGAGCUUAAUGUUGUCUUUAAAUGGUUAGAGCUCUUGAAAGUUUUGUUUAAUGGCGGAGAAGACGGAGAUGGAAUAGCUCUAGAAAGCUUAGAAUGCCAGGAAUACUAUGCGCUUUUGUCCUUAAACACGUUUUAUCAAUUAAGUACAGAACAUCUGAUACAACUUUGUCAGGCGGCAAAAAGAGCGAGUGAUAUCGUCACUAUGGAAACAAAUAAAAGCAGCAGUCGUAGUAAAUCAAUCUAUCGUUCAAAGAGCACAAUCGAUAAUACAACAAGGCAUGACAUGAUCAAUUUGGAUGUGCUAUCCAUGGAGGCUGUCUUACGCUUACUACGAAUGAGACAUCAAAAGCCUGCGAUCGAAUACCUGCAUGAAGAAUUCGAAAAGCGUAAUGACUCAGGAUAUCAGAAUGACAGAAUGGUUAUACUGUAA
Molecule: messenger RNA, 3435 nt
Organism: Rhizopus microsporus ATCC 52813
Lineage: Eukaryota; Fungi; Mucoromycota; Mucoromycetes; Mucorales; Rhizopodaceae
Exons: 9
Coding region: 1-3435 (1144 amino acids)
Source: RefSeq, a predicted model, not a curated record